This is a messenger RNA of Electrophorus electricus (electric eel), 3923 nucleotides long. RefSeq names its product polymerase (RNA) III (DNA directed) polypeptide E (gene polr3e). Gene Ontology annotation, biological process: tRNA transcription by RNA polymerase III. The record is from RefSeq and is a predicted model, not a curated record. Lineage: Eukaryota; Metazoa; Chordata; Actinopteri; Gymnotiformes; Gymnotidae. Gene Ontology annotation, cellular component: nucleus; RNA polymerase III complex.
GACGAGACAAACGUGUACCUCCCCACGUGUCUGUGUGCAGGAAGCGGAGGCAGCAGCAUGGUAACAACUCCUGUAGUCGGAUGCAGUGCUGUAAGUUUGUCAGCAAUUCAGAAAUCCCAGGGUUGGAAAUUAUAAGGCUGAGGCCAGGUAUCCUUGCUCUUCUAGAAUGGCCAGCGGAGAGGAGGAUGACCCUAUUAUACAAGAGAUUGAAGUGUACCUUGCCAAAAGCCUUGCAGACAAAUUGUAUUUAUUCCAGUAUCCUGUCCGGCCUGCCAGUAUGACCUAUGAUGAUGUAACUCAUUUAUCUGCCAAAAUUAAACCCAAACAGCAAAAGGUUGAACUUGAAGUGGCCAUUGACACUCUGAGUCCAAACUAUUGCCGCAGCAAAGGGGAACAGAUUGCUCUCAAUGUGGAUGGCACAUCACUAGAAGACUCCAGCACUUAUUCCAUAAAAAUGAUGGAUAAGCAAACAUUCUCAUCAAUUCAGGCAACCACAAAUACAACUCGAUAUGCUGCUGCAGUAUUUCGUAAAGGGGAACUUCACCUCACGCCAUUACAGGGCAUUCUUCAAAUGAGGCCCAGCUUUUCAUAUUUGGAUAAAGCUGACAGCAAACACAAGGAGAGAGAGGCAGCCAAUGAAGCUGGAGACUCUUCUCAGGACGAAGCAGAGGAUGAUAUCAAGCAGAUUACUGUGAGAUUUUCCAGACCGGAGUCUGAGCAAGCUCGUCAGAGGCGUAUCCAGUCCUACGAGUUCCUGCAGAAGAAACAAGCAGAAGAGCCGUGGGUCCAUUUACACUACCAUGACUUAAAAGAUGGGCGCUCCGAGCAUGAGCGCCAGUAUCUUUACUGCCAGGCUAUGGAUACGACAGAGAACACAGAAUUAGUGAAGACCCCAAGUGAAUACCUAGCCAUGCUCAUGCCUCCACUGGCAGAAGAAAAGAUAGUGAAACCUGUGGGUCCCAGCAAUGUGGUUUCUAUGGCUCAACUGCGUACCCUGCCCCUUGGUGAUCAGGUGAAGACCUUGAUGAAGAAUGUCAAGGUUAUGCCAUUUGCCAACCUAAUGGGACUGCUUGCAUCAGGAACAGACUCCACUGCAGUACUGCGCUGCAUACAGCAGGUGGCGUUACUUGUCCAGGGGAAUUGGGUUGUCAAGAGUGACGUUCUAUAUCCUAAGUCCAGUUGCAGUCCACACAGUGGAGUACCUGCUGAGGUGCUCUGCAGGGGCCGGGACUUUGUGAUGUGGAGGUUCACACAUGAGCGUUCACUUAUGAGAAAGGAAGUUACUAGUGUUAUAAAGUUGCCUCCUGAGGAUGUAAAGGACUUCUUGGAGCAGAUGGCUGUUCCCAGAGCAAACCGAGGCUGGGAGUUCCUGUUGCCUACUGACCAUGACUUUGUCAAGAAGCACCCUGAUGUGGCACAGAGGCAGCACAUGCUUUGGCUGGGCAUCCAAAACAAGUUGGAAAAGGUUUUCAACUUCUCAAAGGAAGACUUUCUGCAGAAAAAGGAUGCUCAGAUGGAACCCAUUCAUGUUAGCGGUGAGCAACGUCUCAAGAUGGCACUGGAGAACGCUCGGGAGCGUCAUGGCUUCCUGCAGAAAGACUUGGACACCCAACAGCUUAAGGCGUCCACUGUGACGACUUUGCCCAGUGGAGCUAACGCCUUGGUGAGAAUCAAAGAAGAGCCCUUGAGUGAUUCUGAAGAGACCAUGGACAUGUCUGCUUCCCUGCCUAAUGGUUCACUCAAUGGCUAUCCCUCUGUGGAGUCCCCUGACUUGGACCCUCGCAGCGAUCAUGGGGUUGGCCAGACGCCGACCCCGGAGCUCCGAGAUUUUGUGCAGCGCACCUUCCGGAAGCAUUUUGUGCUCUGUCUCAGUGAAGUGAAGCGGCUGUUCAAUCUGCACCUGGCCAGCCUGCCCACAGGCCACUGCCGGUUUGGCCAUGUCACGGAUCGCAUGCUCCAGGACACGAUCCUCCACAGCCAUUGCAAGCAGAUCCUUGUGCCUUUUCCCCCUCAGAGCAGUGCUAGUGCAGAUGAACAGAAAGUCUUUGGUCUGUGGGAGAGUGGUGAAACCUUUGAUAAGCACCGCCAGGUACUGUUUGAGAUCUUCAUGAAGAACUAUCGGGUAAGAAGGAAUGUCAUCCAGACCCGACUUACACAGGAGCUCGGCGAAGCUGUCACUAAGUCUGAUGUGGACAGACUACUGAAGGAGUGCUGCAUCAGUUUAGGAGGAAUGUGGUACCUUAAGGGUACAGUGCAGUCCUGACACAAGGGAGAGACCCCAUUCGGACCCUGUUCAUCAAACCAUCUCCUGCCAAGUUUAAUGAGAGUAAACUUGACGCAGGGGAAGACGGCGCAGGCAUGAAUCAGCCUUUGACUGGCUGAGACCACAUCUGGAAGGCAACAAAGACCUUCUGCUGCUGCGGAACAUUACAUUUUUUUAUGUUGACCUUUUCCGGACAAGUAGCAGUGCGUAGCCAAAUUCAGAACUUGUGGAAGCUUGCAGAACACCUCACUAAUUCAUAUAAAGGGCUGGAGUUCCACUUGAUUUUACAAAAAUAUUUAGUGACAAAAAAUAAAAAUAAGAGGAGGGAAAUGUAAAUGAAGUUAUUUUUUUGUUCGUUUGGUUUCUUAUGAUUUAAUGUUUUCUUUUAAACCUAAAUUUAGGAUAUAAUAAUAAAGAUAGAGAUGAUGGUUUUAUUAUAUUCCUGGCCUUUGGCAUAGUUUCAUGCAGUUACUUUGGUUUUCUCAAGACUUGGAUGAUUCUUUGAACUCCACACACCUCAUCCAGUUAAUUGUUGAGUAGAAUUGGUUGUGCUGUUUUUUUUUUGUUUUUUUUUUUGUUUUUUUUGUGGGUACUUUACAUGCUAAAAAUAUGGAUGUACCAGUCAGAGAAAAAGAGCACGAGGUCAUGUUUACUUUGAACAUUAUGAGGUUAAAGGUUGGUUUAUCUAAAUAGAAGCAACACUUGUUCUGUGCACUUCUGUGCUCUAGCUUCCCUUUGUAGUGUUCAUAUCCAUCUGCAGAGUAACUGUUAAACCAAAGCCCUCUCUCCCUGAGAAAUGGGCCUAAUUUGUGUCCUGAACAGAGGAGUAGCAAAUGUAAUACUUAAGAAAUGCAGCGCAGGAAAAUAAAUCCAUCAAAAGCUAGCGUUUAUGCCAGGAGUCUGCUGUGGUACCAUUGUGGAAUGUUUUGUUGAUUUACUAAAGUGAAUAUUGAAUUAUGAAAGCUUAGGCAUGCAAACAAAAAUGAAACAUGCAACAUUGCAAUGUGACCUUUAAUCUAUAAUCCAUAAAUAUAAUUAAGGCUACUGGGAGAUGUAGAUUUUAAACUGUCCCAUGGUGCAGUUUAUAUCACAUUUUGCUUCAGCUGACCAAAUAUGACCGAAGUGCAUGAAUAAUUUCAAGACACUGAUGCAUUCUGAAAGUGGGUAGGGGAUUCAGUUUUUUACACUUGCAAUGAUGGACAGUUUCUCUGCUGCUAACACUGCUAAUCUUUGCAUCUUGUGUGUUCAGUACCAGUAAAUUUAGGUUUUGGGAAAAAAAGUAUGUCACUGUCCUAAUGGUAUAAUGGAGGGAGUCCUGGCAAUCAAAGGGGCUGACCGAUGAUUACAUUGAACUGCAAGAUAAUGUUCUGAAUGAGUGAAUUAUUUUGAACAAGAGAAAGUGCCUCUAAAUUAUUCAGGGUAAAGAUUAUCCAAUUCUGUUAUGACUGGAAUAUGUUUAAGUUUCUCCUCCAGCCCUGUUCUUUAAUAACUGAAGACUGCUUGUAAAUUUCAAUAAUUCUCACCUCUUGGUCAUUCAGCCAAUAAGCAUUCCAUAUACUCAGAAAUUCACGUUGUGUCUGUGUCGGUUUACGUUUAACAAGAAAUUAAUAGUUUUAUUUGAACAUUAUGAUCAAUAAACACUGCAACCAAAGUACUGCUA